Molecule: messenger RNA, 1350 nt
Organism: Adineta ricciae
Lineage: Eukaryota; Metazoa; Rotifera; Eurotatoria; Adinetida; Adinetidae
Source: the annotation of a GenBank genome assembly
AUGGUCUCAUUUCAUAUACUUCAAUCUUAUGAUCCUGGUGAAGAUAUCUUACGUAGAACGCAUGCAGAUGCGUUUACCAAAAUGGCUGUGUUGAAUGAACUAUCCUCACUCAAUUUAGUUACUCUUCGAUUCCAUCAUGACCAUCCUGAAUUAGCCACAAGUAUGAACAUCAAUACAAAACUUACUUAUUUGGAGUUGAUAUUUUACGGAACAGAAGAGAAGAUAUCGAUCUAUUCUUUGAUUCCUGUUCUUCGUGUGUGUACUGCAUUACGACAACUAAAUGUUAUCAUCAAAGGUACGAAGCCAGAAGAUAAUCAUAUCACGAAUACUUCAAAUUUAUUGUCAAUGAACGAACAUGAGUCUUCGACCAUAUCGCCAUUAAAAAUACUUGACCUGCAGAUAUGGAUACAAUUCGAUAUUCGUUCACUGAAUUCCAUUCUUCGUUGUGUACCUAGUCUUGAAGAAUUUUGUGUUACUGUUCUCAAUGACAAUAUGAAUGCACCGUUCAUGGAUUUGUUAAUUAAUGGACACAAUUGGCAACGAUUAUUGACAAGUUAUAUGCCAAAUAUGAAGAAAUUUGAUUUUCUUAUGACUUUUCUAAUCGGUGAUAAAUCGUUAGAUUCGACCGCGAUUCUUCACUCAUUCAAUUACUUUCAAAGACAGUAUGAUAGUUGGCAUAUGGCUGUCAGCCGAUGGCAAAUCCUUCAAGAAUUUGCAUCCUAUUUAUCCUUCGAACUGUUGGAAAUACCGCAACUAUUCCAAAAUAUCUACAAUUCAGUUUUCACACAUUCAAAUCAGAAUGAUUCACAUGAAUAUGUUACAAAUCUUUCAUCUCUUAUUGAUCUAUCCACUGUUUCGACAUUGGAAUUUAAACAUACGAAUAACUUAACGCGGUCAUAUGUUGUGCCACAUGUUUUAUUAGCAUGUGUCAAUGUUACAGAGCUUUUUAUGCAUACUUCACUGUUUUUCUCGUCUGGCUUCAUUGAUAAUUCUGAACUUCUUCUCGCUUUUGAUCGAAUAACGCAAUUACACUUAAGUUCAAAUCAUGCGUAUCUUUCGCCCAAACAUGGAUCGAAAAUUGUUGAACGUUUUCCAUCGUUGACACAUAUCGAAAUGAAUGUAUAUUCACUUGAUUGUAGCAUACCACUCGUCGAGAUUUUCGUGGGCGGUCUCAAAAUGCUAAAGCAUCUUGCCAUGAGAUUUUCUCAUGAGGGUUUGAUAGAUGAUGCAAUUUCGCGAGAUCAUAUCAUUGAAAAACGGCGUCAAUUAUUUGGUUUAAAUAGAAACGAUGAAUACAAAGUAAUUGUGAAAAUUGAAGAGCAUAACACUUUGUACAUUUGGAUUCUAUGA